Messenger RNA from Tinamus guttatus (white-throated tinamou), 630 nucleotides. The record is from RefSeq and is a predicted model, not a curated record. Lineage: Eukaryota; Metazoa; Chordata; Aves; Tinamiformes; Tinamidae.
AUGGGGCCAGGGAUUCGGGAAAGGCCCCGAGUGGAGGAUGGAGCGGUGGGUUGGGAGGUGAGGAAGGGCCUGGUUGGGGGCCUGGAAAGCGGGUUGGGGGCCGGGGAGGUGGUGAUGCCCCUGACAUCCCAGAGCACGUCCUGGCUGUCAGAGCAGCACGGCACGAAGAUCAGGAAGGCCUUGGAGCAUGGGGUGGCCUCCUUGAGCCUGCACGAUGAUGGCAAGGCAACGCUGCAGCUCCAGGAGGAGGCCUGGUGCUGCACUUUGGAGCUCAGCAAGUUGCCUGUCACUGAGGCGAAGAUCCAGCUCCAGGAACUGAUGUUCAGCUUGGUGGGUUGCGUCAAGAACCUGGAGAAACGUCUUGAAGUGGGGGGCACUCUGGGGUCUUCCUGCAGCCCUGAGAAGAAUGCUGCCCGGAGCCAGCAACUUUUCAUGCCAGAUCCGAGGUCCAGGAAGCCCAGAGGUGCUGGCUCCACUUUGCCAGCCAAGAGGAGGAUCCCAGGAGAGUCUCUCAUCAAUCCUGGUUUCAAAACCAAGAAGACACCAGGUGGAGUGGACUUUGAAGACUCCUGACCUGUGCAGUCCCAUCCCCCUUACAGCUGUCCUAUAGGGAGGGUUUUGAGCAACAUC